AUGACAAAGAAAGGGAAACAAAUUGCAUCUCAUUCAAGAUCAUAUGUUGUGUGGAAUCGUGAUAUGGACGCAGCUUUAGCCAAUGUGUUGUACGAUCAAAUGAACCAAGGAUUAAAAGUCGAUGGUACUUGGAAGCCUCAAGUGUAUCAAGUUGCGGUUGAUGCACUAAAAUCAUUUAAUAGCAACUUGAACAAAGAUAACGUGAAAAAUCGACUCAAAAUUUGGAAAACCCAUUAUAAUGUUAUCUAUGACAUUAAAAAUAAAAGUGGUUUGACGUGGUGGGAUGAUGAGAAGAAAAUGGUGAUUAUACCCGCUAGUGAGCAAAAAGUAUGGAACGACUAUGUUACGGCUAAUCCAGAUGCAAAAGGCUACCAGAAUCGUUUGAUUAAAAAUUAG
Molecule: messenger RNA, 396 nt
Organism: Asparagus officinalis (garden asparagus)
Lineage: Eukaryota; Viridiplantae; Streptophyta; Magnoliopsida; Asparagales; Asparagaceae
Exons: 2
Coding region: 1-396 (131 amino acids)
Source: RefSeq, a predicted model, not a curated record